Messenger RNA from Apis dorsata (giant honeybee), 2967 nucleotides. RefSeq names its product fez family zinc finger protein erm-like. Gene Ontology annotation, biological process: regulation of transcription by RNA polymerase II. Gene Ontology annotation, molecular function: RNA polymerase II cis-regulatory region sequence-specific DNA binding; DNA-binding transcription activator activity, RNA polymerase II-specific. NCBI's taxonomy places the organism in Eukaryota, Metazoa, Arthropoda, Insecta, Hymenoptera, Apidae. The record is from RefSeq and is a predicted model, not a curated record. Gene Ontology annotation, cellular component: nucleus. The transcript has 3 exons. The coding region runs from base 730 to 1692 and encodes 320 amino acids.
UCGUCGGGAAAGCUUCGCCAAGAUGCGCGCGAAUAUGGAAGACAGUGGUUGAUUUCGAGGAAGAACGGUUUGGCAAUCGAAUAGAAUAGAUUCGACCGAGAUAUCAAUCGAGAUGGCCGACGUUUCGGGGAUUUGAUUACUUUGAGAAACUUCGAAUCUGUCGUCCGUCGAAAUGAAAAAGAAUUCAAGUUGUUAUUUAUUGCCUGGAAUCUAAAUCACCGUUGUUGUAAUCACCGAGAGUAUACAAUUUUUUGGAGAAGUUGGACGUUUGAAGUCGACGUGAUGAAUCCAACGGGGGAACGGGAAGUAUCAAUUCGUUGACAAUGACAAUCGUGACAAUCGUCCCCCCUCGACGAUGGAACGCGAUCGAGAAUAGAAACGGAAGGAUCGAUCGAUCGUGCGAUCGUCUCGAUAAUGUCGACGACCAAUCUGAGAGACUUUCUGCUGGUAGAUACCGACCUGUCGAUGGCCGUCGCGUAUCAUCGUGAGCAUCCAUGCCUCUUUGAAUUGGUGACCCAAAUGAAAUUGUUCCUGGAAUCCCGCGUUAGACCAACGAACUGCAAGAUCAAGUAGAAUCGAAAUUGAUGUCGCAACUUCGUCACGAAGUUUCAACUUUGCGCUUUUUGGAGUCCGGAGCUUGGUGAAAGUGUUCAGGAUUAUCGAAGAAGCGGAUCGCGGUGUUCAGAUCACGGAGCCGCCGCUCAAUUUUCACGUAUUCCGAUCUCUACCAUGCAACCGUUCUCGACCGGCAGCACAAUGGCGAGCGAAACACCGACCAGCCUCCCACCGGAGAGAGUUACCUCACCGGCGCCGUGCAAGAACUUGACCUUCUCGAUCGCGAAAAUCAUGGAGCCGGACAAACGUCUGACCGAGCAGAGCAACAACAAUCAGCAAACGACGACGACGACGCCCAUCACCAUUCAAAAAGCUUUCUCGAAGAUGAGCCUGGCUGCGAUCUCGCCCGAGAGCCAGCGUGAAAAGAAGAGCCCCGGACCACGGAGUAACGAACUCAGUACGACGAACAAACAGAAGACAUUCACCUGCCCUGAAUGCGGCAAGGUGUUCAACGCCCACUACAAUCUGACCAGACACAUGCCCGUCCACACGGGGGCGCGGCCGUUCGUCUGCAAGAUAUGCGGCAAAGGGUUUCGCCAAGCGAGCACUCUGUGCAGGCACAAGAUCAUCCACACGGCGGAGAAGCCGCACAAGUGUCCUACCUGCGGCAAAGCUUUCAACCGAAGCUCGACCUUGAACACGCACAGGCGCAUCCACGCCAACUACAAACCGUUCGUGUGCGAGUAUUGCGGGAAGGGGUUCCAUCAGAAGGGAAACUACAAGAAUCACAAGUUGACGCACAGCGGCGAAAAGGCGUACAAGUGCAACAUUUGCAACAAGGCGUUCCACCAGAUUUACAAUCUCACCUUCCACAUGCACACCCACAACGACAAGAAACCAUUCUCGUGCAAGAUCUGCGGGAAGGGGUUCUGCAGGAACUUCGAUUUGAAGAAACACAUGAGAAAAUUGCACGACAGCGGAUCACCCGUGUUGAACGGCCUAGGUACUUCGGCGCAGAGUCACAAUCAACAGUCCGGUUACGCGUCCGUCCACCACGGACCCGGUGCCCACUCGUUCGUCAGUCCUUUCCUGCUUCCGCCGCCAGGUACCACCAGUUACUUGAGCAAAAUGUUGUGACAAGGCGACGGUGUUCAUUAUCCGAGAAAGACGCAGUGCCCUUUGAUCCUUGGCCCGCCUUGUUACACGGGGGACAUCGGCCAGUUGACUCAACCCUCGAAAUGAAGGGGGCGAGGAAAAGAUAUCGGUGAUUAUUAAGAAUUAUCACGGAAUAUCGAGGGGUGAAGCUGGAAAUUGGACGAUUAGAUUAGAUCUCGAGGAUCGUCCUUUGGUUUUUCACCGCGAGAGUAAUUUAUCUCUCCGAUAGAGAGAGAGACGACCCAAGAAGACAGAGAUACCAAAGACGCGGGCAACAGACGCUUCGACAACGCGGGGAAACGUGUACGUGUUACCGUAUUGUUUCGAGACAACCAACUACCUCAUAUACUACAGCAACUAAAUUGUAGCAGAUUAUUCCUGUUUUAAGACUAGUCUCAGGCCUUUUUCCGUCACGAUGUAACGAUAUAUACGUUAUAUCAUUUAAAAGUUGCAGUACUUUCUUCGGAUACCUCCGUUACCAAAUUUCUUUUUUCUUUUCUUCAGAUCACGCAGUAUCUCGCAAACACACACACACACACACACACACAUACAUAUAUAUACGCAUCUAUACUCAAAGUUCUACCUGUUUACGCGAUCGCGAAUUUACGAGGGAAGUAAAAAUUGAAAGCGAUUCGCAAUAUCAUACCGUGGAUAGAAACGAUCGUCAACAAAGAUUGGUGGAAAACAAGGCUCGAUAAAAAUCCAACAACGAUGGACAGGUGCAUUAAUUUACGUCGGGAACACGAAUUUUCGACGGAACGUGACGGGUGAAUAAUAUCCUUAAUUUCGAGGAUGAACCAACGCGACGGCGAGGGCAAAAACGGUGGGCAAAUAGGACGAGUAAUCGAAUUAGACGAUUCGUCGCGGACAAUUCCGGGAGCACAAUGAUAUUUUAACCGAACGAGCAGUUGCCAGCUGCAAAACACCGAGCGUGAAUAUAUCGGAGAAAGCAAAUAAUCGGUCGUAUCGGGCGAAAUAAACCAUGCCGGGAGGUAAAUCAACAGAUAGACAGAGGAACCAGAGAGAUAACAUAAGUGCAUAUUGGCAGGAUCGUUAUAAACUGGAUACCGGAUCCCCCAUGGCAUCGGAUUAAUCGCAUGAAAGCUCAAUCGAUGGUAUCCUGGCGAGAGAUGAUUACUUAUUUAUGUAAAUACUUGUAAAUAUUUGUACCUGCGACAGAGAGUGAUCUCGUUAUUGCGGCGCAUUAACGGUGGCCGGAAAUUAUCGACGAAAAAAAAAAAAAAAAAAAAAGAGAGA